This is a messenger RNA of Vitis vinifera (wine grape), 2129 nucleotides long. Its product is annotated as 4-coumarate--CoA ligase-like 5. NCBI's taxonomy places the organism in Eukaryota, Viridiplantae, Streptophyta, Magnoliopsida, Vitales, Vitaceae. The coding region runs from base 420 to 2129 and encodes 569 amino acids. The transcript has 4 exons. Gene Ontology annotation, molecular function: CoA-ligase activity. The record is from RefSeq and is a predicted model, not a curated record.
AAUAGAUGGGCUUGGGCAUAGCCCAUUUAUUUCAGACCUUGAUGGGAGUGGCUUUCAGGCAAGCCCAACAUGACUUUCCCUUGUCUUCAUAUACCUGCCUACUUUAUACUUGUUAAUCCAUUGAUGACCAUUUUUAUUUGUCUACACAUUGAUAUCAGGGCGGCAAUGCAUAUGACCCCUGAUAGAGAAUGUUUCUAUGACUUAAAAACACAGCAGAAAGCGAUUUCCAUGGCCUGUUAUAGCCGAAGGCAUCAAACAAUAACAUACGUUGCACUAGCCAUAUUCCUAGCAGACGGAUUUAACGAUGUCCAUCCUCCAGCUUUGGCUUACUUUAAAUUUGAUUCCAUUGCAUUUGUCCCAAAUUGCACUAUUCUAGUCUGGGCCAAGGAGAUUGCUGAGCCUCUGCACUUUCUUCUGAUAUGUCAGCCGAGGAAGAGAUGGAUGCAGCUGCUGAGCAACGGCUCGGAGGUUCUCCACCGGAUUUUGAUGGGAGGAGUGGCUUUGACUCCCGUACCGGUGUCUACAGUUCACUCAUAAAACUUGGGGGCCAGCACCGGGUCCCAACUAGGCCUGACCUUGACACUGCAACCUUCGUGCUGUCACAGUUUCCAGCCCCGGACUGUGCUGAGUCUCGUGUUGCGCUUAUAGACUCUGCCACUGGUCGUCGAGUCACGUAUGCGGAGCUCCGGCGAUCGAUCAGGAUGCUUGCAACAGGGUUGUAUCAUGGACUUGGGAUUAGAAAGGGUGAUGUUGUGUUCCUCUUGGCCCCAAACUCGCUCCUGUAUCCAACAAUCUGCCUUGCUGUGCUCUCCAUUGGCGCGGUGCUGACUACCGCUAACCCACUCAACACUCAGUCAGAAAUUUCCAAGCAAGUUGAUGACUCAGGUGCCAAAGUUGCUAUUUCAGCACCAGAAGAGCUGCACAAGUUGCUCCAAACUGGAGUGCCCACACUCCUCACGCACAGGACUUGUGAUGAGAACUCACUUUCCAUUGAAGAGUUGAUUGACUGCAGCGAUCCCGCGCUGGACUUGCCACCAGCCCAGAUGAGUCAGUCGGACACCGCAGCCAUACUAUACUCUUCAGGCACAACUGGGACUAGCAAGGGUGUGAUAUUAACCCAUGCAAAAUUCAUAGCCAUGAUGACACUCCUCAAGUGGUCAGUGGAUAUAACAUCAUCCAACAAUGAUGUUUUCUUGUGCUUCAUCCCCAUGUUCCACAUCUACGGGCUUGCAUUCUUUGCCCUUGGACUACUCCGUUCAGGAACUACCACUGUCGUGAUGCCAAGGUUUGAUUCCAAGGCCAUGCUUGAUGCAAUUCAGGCUUACCAAGUGAGCAACAUCCCAGCAGUUCCUCCAGUGAUUCUUGGACUAGUGAAGAAUAGCAGCAGCUGUGACCUAUCAUCACUAAGAAGGGUGGGUUCAGGGGCUGCACCAUUGAGCAAAGAAGUAGCUGAAGGGUUCAGGGAGAAGUUUCCUUGGGUGGAGCUCAGGACAGGCUAUGGGUUGACAGAGAGCUGUGGAGCAGCCACUUACUUUGUAACUGAUGAGCAAGCCAAGGCCCGUGCAGGCUCAAGCGGAAGAUUGCUUCCUAGAUUUUGUGCCAAGGUGGUGGAUACUGAAACAGGGCUGGCUCUACCACCUAAUAGGGAGGGAGAGCUGUGGCUGAAGAGUCCUACUGUGAUGAAAGGGUACCUGGGGAAUGCAGAAGCAACAGCUGCAACCAUCACUUCAGAUGGAUGGCUGCGAACAGGAGACCUUUGUUAUUUUGAUGAAGAUGGAUUCCUUUACAUUGUUGAUCGGAUAAAGGAGCUCAUCAAGCACAAUGGAUAUCAGGUGGCUCCAGCAGAAUUAGAAGCAAUACUUCUGAGUCAUCCCAGUGUUCUCGAUGCAGCAGUCAUACCGGUUGAAGAUGAAGCAGCAGGGCAGAUACCAAUGGCAUAUGUAGUGAGAGCAGGUGGAUCUGAACUCACCCAACAAGAAGUCAUUCAAUUUGUAGCUGGCCAGGUGGCACCAUAUAAGAAAGUUAGAAAAGUGGGUUUCAUCAAUGCCAUCCCAAGGUCCACAGCUGGCAAAAUCUUGCGGAAGCAGCUCGUCCUUCUAAGCCAACAAGAAGUUAUCUCCAAGUUGUAA